Neopsephotus bourkii (Bourke's parrot) is the source of this 8303-nucleotide messenger RNA. It is a transcript of the gene SCYL2, whose product is annotated as SCY1 like pseudokinase 2. The transcript is spliced from 18 exons. Bases 189 to 2975 code for a protein of 928 amino acids. The record is from RefSeq and is a predicted model, not a curated record. Gene Ontology annotation, molecular function: ATP binding; protein kinase activity. NCBI's taxonomy places the organism in Eukaryota, Metazoa, Chordata, Aves, Psittaciformes, Psittacidae. Gene Ontology annotation, biological process: protein phosphorylation.
CGCCCCCUCCCCGGCGCUGUGGCUGUCGCUAUGGAGUAGCUGGAGCGGGACGGGGCCGAGCACGGACCGGCGCGAGAGACAGCUGGCGUGACAGGCGGCGCGCUGGGGCCACAGGGCGACAGGGAGCCGGGCGCUGAGCGGCAGCUUCCCGCGGGCUUAGAAUAAUACAUUGGGGCACAGUUGAGACAAUGGAGUCCAUGCUGAAUAAAUUGAAGAGUACUGUUACAAAGGUAACGGCUGAUGUCACCAGUGCAGUCAUGGGAAAUCCUGUUACCAGGGAGUUCGAUGUUGGCCGACAUAUUGCCAGUGGUGGUAAUGGUCUUGCUUGGAAGAUAUUUAAUGGAACUAAAAAAUCAACAAAACAGGAAGUGGCUGUUUUUGUCUUUGAUAAGAAGCUAAUAGACAAGUAUCAAAAAUUUGAAAAGGAUCAGAUUAUUGAUUCUCUAAAACGAGGUGUUCAACAGCUAACCAGGCUUCGGCACCCUCGACUGCUUACUGUUCAACAUCCAUUGGAAGAAUCCAGGGAUUGCUUGGCAUUUUGUACAGAACCAGUCUGUGCAAGUUUAGCUAAUGUUCUUGGCAGCUGGGACAACCUACCUUCUCCUUUACCAUCUGACAUUAAAGAAUACAAGCUUUAUGAUGUGGAGACCAAAUACGGUUUGCUUCAGGUUUCUGAAGGCUUGUCAUUUUUGCAUAGCAGUGUGAAAAUGGUCCAUGGAAAUAUAACUCCUGAAAAUAUAAUUUUGAAUAAGAGUGGAGCAUGGAAAAUUAUGGGCUUUGAUUUUUGUAUCCAGUCAACAAAUCCAUCUGAGCAGGAGCCAAAGUUCCCUUGUAAGGAAUGGGAUCCAAACUUGCCUUCCUUGUGUCUUCCAAAUCCCGAAUAUCUGGCACCAGAAUAUAUUCUGUCUGUGAGCUGUGAGACAGCCAGUGAUAUGUACUCUCUAGGAGCUGUUAUUUAUGCAGUAUUCAAUAAAGGGAAACCAAUUUUUGAGGUCAACAAGCAGGAUAUUUAUAAAAGCUUUAGUAGACAGCUGGAUCAGCUGAGCCGUUUAAGUUCCAGUACUCUUCAGAAUAUACCAGAGGAGGUACGUGAACAUGUAAAGCUACUCUUAAAUGUAGCUCCAGCAGUCAGACCAGACGCAGAUCAAAUGACUAAGAUACCAUUCUUCGAUGAUGUAGGAGCAAUGACGCUUCAGUAUUUUGAUUCAUUAUUUCAAAGGGAUAACCUUCAGAAAUCACAGUUUUUUAAAGGGCUACCAAAGGUUCUACCAAAACUACCUAAGCGUGUCAUAGUUCAGCGAAUUUUGCCCUGCUUGACUUCUGAAUUUGUGAAUCCUGAUAUGGUACCUUUUGUCUUGCCUAACGUUCUCCUUAUUGCUGAGGAAUGCACCAAAGAAGAAUAUGUCAGGCUCAUUCUGCCUGAUCUUGGUCCUGUUUUUAAGCAGCAAGAACCAAUCCAGAUCUUGUUGAUUUUCCUGCAAAAAAUGGACUUGCUUCUAACCAAAACUCCACCAGAUGAAAUAAAGAACAGUGUUCUACCAAUGGUUUAUAGAGCCUUAGAAGCACCUUCAAUUCAGAUUCAGGAGCUUUGUCUAAACAUAAUUCCCACAUUUGCCAAUUUAAUAGAUUACCCAUCAAUGAAAAAUUCAUUAAUUCCAAGAAUUAAAAAUGCCUGUUUGCAAACUUCUUCUCUUGCUGUCCGAGUAAACUCACUAGUGUGCUUAGGUAAGAUUUUGGAGUACUUGGACAAAUGGUUUGUGCUUGAUGAUAUUUUACCGUUUCUACAACAAAUUCCAUCCAAGGAACCAGCAGUGCUAAUGGGAAUUUUGGGUAUUUACAAAUGUACAUUUACGCAUAAGAAGUUGGGAAUUACAAAGGAACAGCUUGCAGGAAAAGUAUUGCCCCAUCUGAUUCCUCUUAGUAUUGAGAACAAUCUUAAUCUCAAUCAGUUCAAUUCUUUUAUUUGUGUUAUAAAGGAUAUGCUUAAUAGAUUGGAGACAGAGCAUAAAACAAAACUUGAGCAACUUCAUGUCAUGCAAGAGCAACAAAAAUCCUUGGAUAUAGCUAGCCAAAUGAGUGUGUCUGAAGAGGCAAGACCCAAUACUACAAGUAAUCAGAUUGACAAAGUAUUUAAUGCUAGCGGAACUGACCUUCUAACUAGUGGGUCUGAUAGUAAAGAGAAUGAGAUGUCAUCAAAACAGAAAAAGGCAUCACUUACACUGGAAGAGAAGCAAAAGCUAGCUAAAGAACAAGAACAGGCGCAAAAGCUGAAAAACCAGCAACCUCUUAAGCCACAAACAACUGCAAUAACACCUCCAGUGAAGCAGACAAAAGACUUGACAGAUACCUUGAUAGAUAAUAUGUCAUCUUUGACUAGCCAUUCAAUCAACAAAGCUAAAGUUACAUCUUCAAACAACUUCUCUUCUGUCCCUUCUAUGGGUGUUGGAAUGGGAUUUUCAUCACCUGUUGACAACACAAAGAGAAAUGUAGCAAAUGGACUAAAUACUAAUAUGAGUUUUCAGACUGCUGGAUUCAGUAUGGGACCUGGUCUCACCGCUCAGAAUUUCUUCAGUCCAAGUGCAACAGGAACAACCACGAUGAACAUUGUACCAACUGCGAAUAUGCCAAAUUACAGUCCUAUGAAUGCUGCAUCUGCAAUCUCUCCACUGACACAACAAAACAAGCCCCCAGAUAUGUCUGCUUUAGAUAAUCUUUUUGGUCCUCAAAAACCCAAAGUUAGCAUGAAGCAGUUGGCUCAACAGAAGUCAAGCCAGUGGGUUAAUCAGUUUGUACCCCCACAAGGCUCCCCAAAUGCGAGCAGUUCAGUCUUGGGACCUCAGAUGAACAUGUUAGGACAGCCUGGCUUUGGUAUACAGGGUAAUCCUUUCUUUGCUCCUCAGAACUUUGCACAAGCAGCAAACACAAUGACAAACAGCAGCUCAGCUAGCAAUGACUUAAAAGAUCUUUUUGGGUAGCAUGUAUUGUUUUCUUCUUUCAAAGACUGAUGAAAUUGGAUCAUGGGUAAGCUGAUUAACAUCUCUUUUUUUUAAAUUAGUAAAAGUAUGACUUGGGGAAACUUUCAACCCAGCAAAAGAAAGACUGCACUGGAAAGAAGACUGAUUUUGCAUUCACUUGGUACUGCAGAGAAUUGUGUAAGUGCAAAGUCAUCUGACAUGCUAAAGAAUUUCUGUUUCUUUAUUGAACAUCAGAGCACUGAAGGUAGAAUGCAUAUAUUCAGUCGAAAAAGAAGUUCAGUAUUUCAAAAUUAUUCAGAAGUGUACUCAACUCCUGUGAAAUUACCAACAAAAUUUUGUCUCUUAAAUUCCACAGAAAUGUUUAAGAGGGAUAAUAAUGCUGGUGAAUGGAGCCCUGCAGCCUAGUCCUUUCAGUGUCUGCUAAAUUCUUAUUGAUGACUUGUGUUGCCUGAAUGUGUCACAAAUUGUCAUUUUGCCCUAUAACAGUUUGCACAAAGUAAAUUCUUACACUGCCUCAAAAUUUUGAUAGCCAUGUUACAUAGAAGGCUCUUUUAACCUGUAACUGUGAAAGACUAAGAAGAGAAAGUAUUUUAAUUUCUUCUCUUGCAAGAUUGUUAGAAUUAAACUACAGCAAGAUUCAGGAGGUAUAAGAAGCUGCUUUAAAAUUUUGGGCAAGUUUGGGACAGAGUAAGAACACUGCUUCAACAGUCAUGCUGGUUUACAACCUCUUUUAUAAUGCCAGAUUCUUCUUACCAGCCCCACAGCUUAAGCAAUAUACCACUUAAGCAGGAUUUUAAAAUGCAUUGGUGACUUAAUCACUUUUAUUAUAUAUUCUACUAUUUUGAUUAAUUUGAUACUGCUUCUGACUGGUGUGAAAAGAAUGAAUAUGAGCAGUUACCUCCUAAAAAGAAUGUUCUCUGUAAAAUUCACAUGUUGACUACCCCAACUGUGUAACUAAACAUUUCUGUGUAACUAAACACAAGAGUGUUGAGUUAUACAGAAAUACCUUGGAAUUAUUACUUCAUAGGUUUUGGCUCCGUUAGGAAGAUGAAGAAGGAGAGCCUUUUACAAGUUGCACAUGGUUGUGUGAAAAAGCAGACUGCCAUAAAUUGGCUCGACUAGAAUGAACUUUCAUUUUAAUUUAACUCAAGUUCUUAGGUAGGAUAGAUUGAUAUGAAGCAAUUUCUCAAAUACAGAUUUGUAAGCUCUAGAAUAUAUGGUAAAUAUGGGGUUAUUUCAGAUCCUUUUUAUUGUAUUACUCCAAAUUCAAUAAAGCUCUCCAGAAAUCCGUAAAGUAGUUUCUUCUACUUCCCAGAAAGUAUAUGUUCAGCUUGCCCAUGAUAGAAUCUCUACUCUAUCAGAUACUACUGUUGGGUUUUAACUUUUUCUUUCCUAGGAAUUUCAGGAGCUUUCUUACAUGAUAUUUUGAAGACUAUAGCUGGCUAUUUUGAGAAGGAAAGAACUAGUUACCUUUUUUAUGGAAAGCCUACAUGCUUUAUUUUUCAAAGCCUUUCACUGAAGAGAUUGGUCUUUCAUUUGCUGCUUAAGAAACCAAAGGGCCUUAUGCUGUAAAUGUGACUUUUAUUUUGUUAUGUUUCCACAGUUCUACCACAAGCAGUAAUAGCAUUAAGCAUAUUUCUUAAAGAAUUGUUUAUGUGUUAUAACUGCUGCCUUAGUCCUAUUAUUUUAAAAUACCUGGGACCAGUGAAAUUGUGGUUUAGAAAACAAUACCCAACACAUUGUGAUGCUUAUGUGAUGUUAAUAUUCAUGGUAAGCAUUGUAGGUUAUGUUAAGAUAUCUGUAAAUUCAAGUACAAUACUAGAACUGUUAUACUAUUUAAGUUCAUGUAUGGUUACUAGUACUAGAUACUGUAGUCACACUAAUGUCAUCUUUUAUGUCAACUUUUGAAAGCUACAGUUGUUGGAGUAACUUAAGGCAAACCUUUGAAGAAUUACUUGAAUCUGUAUUCCUCUAAAUUAUUUGUAAAAUAAGUUUAUAUUAAAAAUAGCAUCUCUUAGGACUCUACAAUGUAUUAAAUUAAUACAUCCGUAGUAAAGGCAGUCUUAAAUGUCAGUGUUCUGAUCUGGGGUUUCAGUCACUGAUCCCCUUGGACUGGGUUUUUUUUCAGAACUGGAUUUUAAUUUAACCUAAUGGAGGGAAAAUUAACUGAAACAUUUUGUUUUGAUCUUAUAUACUAAGCCUCCUAAACUGUGGGGUUUGAAGUAUGUGUUUUUGGCAUGGGCUAUCUGAGAAUAUAAACUGGUUUGUAAGAACGAAGUAAAAAAAGUCCUGCAAGUUUAAAUUAAGAGAGAGUCUUCUAUGCAGUGGUAAUGUGAUGGAAUAAGAUCUUUAUCUAGCUCAAGUAACAAGAUUUUUUUUUGUUCUAUUUAUAGUUGAGAACGUGAUUUUGAUUUUUUGUUUGCUGCAAUUUUCAGAAUGACCAGAAUAGAAAAACUGAAAAGGGUGCUUAGGAAAGUUUUAUCAAAAUUUUUCCAGUUACUUGAAAACAAAAAAGAGAAAAUUACUUCAGUUAAAAUGGGAGGGUCGAAUCCGACUUCCUUGUAGGUGCAACCUACUUAGUGUGUCAGGAAACUGGGCAUGUGUGAAGUUCUCUGGUUAUUUCUACUGAACUUAAUGGAAAGGGGACUUACAGGAGGUACGUUACCAAGACCAUGUGCCACCUGGCUCCUGCUACAAUAGUUUUUCUUUAGGAAGCCUUGUCCAGUUAUCUCUCCACUUAGAAGACGUCAUUCUGAGGCCCUGCAAGAGGCUGGAAGACUGGUGGCUAGAGCGAAUACAGUUUUUGGAGAACAGCGGUUGUACUUCACAUCCAAUUUAUUGUUUGGGAAAGAGGAAGAUGAAGGGACAAUGUUACAAAACGUGAGCAUUUCAGGGGCCUUCUGUUUCUGAACUUGGAUGGAAAGCAGUGUUACAUCUGGAUUGGCCUGAAACAGAGGGUCUUGCCUAGCCCUAAUUCAAAACAAAAUGGAAAACUCAGGUUUGAAACUGGUAUCUGAUUAAGAAAUUGCAAAUUCUGUUACUGAAAAAGUAACCUGAUGCAAGUUCUUUUUAUUGCUUUGAGCAGUACUACAACACAAAAAAUUAUCUCUUUGUAUUCAAGUAUCAAAUGUAAUUUAAAGGAAGAAAUAUGGAAGCCUGGCAGGUUAUAUCAUAAUCUUACAGCCAACGCUGUGUGUACCCACUAUACUUCAUUGCAGUGUGGAAAUGAGAGCAGGGUCUGCGCUGAACUGCCCAGCCCAAGUGGUUUGUUUUACAUUCAUUUGUAAAGGAGAGGUAAAGGGAAGGGAGUAAAUUCUAUUCUUAAGUUGAUUUAUCUUUAUUAUGUUUACUAGAAAGGGAGAAAGGAAGCGGAAAUAGCUACAUAUCUUAAAUAUAAACAUCAGUUGUGCUUUAGGUGCUCUGGUGCAUGCUAAAUGGAUGUGACUGCUCCAAGACAACAUUUUCUGUAGUAGAAUUGUUGCUUCCUUUUGGUUUGAAGUAUGAAAAUCUCUGAAGUAUCCUUUGAAAACUCAGUCUUAAACAAACUAAUCCUUCUAGAUGGAAGGAUUAAGAGGCUGAUGUUUAGGCUGAUGGGGAGGAAUCUUGAAAUAACUUGAGUUAAAGAUUAUCUUAGAAUCCCCUAGGUCUGCCUCACUCAAUAGGAUUGAAACUGACAGUAAAAUGGCAAAAGUGGUAUUUCAAGGAUGGGGGAGGGAACAGAUUUUCUGUUUCUUUUCAUCAUGCAAGCGUUGGGAAUAAGGCACAGAACAGCCUUUGGAACCUGCAACGCAGAACAGUAGUAUCAGAGGAGUCUUUUGAAUCAUAAAGGAGUCCAUCAAUUAUUUGGGAUACGGGGAAAGAAAACAUGGGUGGAAUGUUCUAGUUUGUUUUAAUGAAGAUACUAUGUCUUCCUCUCUCAAUGGUGAUGUGAGUUAGAAAUGUGGGGAAGUUGUGGCCUUACAGAUCUGCGCAAAUGUUGAGUACCCCAAGUAAAAGCUGAUUUUUUUUUUUUUUUUGAUGUAUAGGUGCACAACAUUUCAAGCCUUAUUAUUUAAAAUUUUCCUGUUAAGUUUUGUCUUUUUUAACAGCAUCUGUUUCACAUUUAUGUGGAACUUCAACAAAUACCCCAAUGGCCUUUUGAAGUAAGAAAAAUGUUUUAACUUUUGUAUUAUAACCCCUGUUGUAAUGUUAUCUGUGGCUAUAGAUAGAUAAGUAUGUGUGUGUAUAUAGAUUACAGGAUUUUAGAUUUUUCAGUUCAAUUGCACCAAAAGAGAAAAGAUUAAAUGAGAAGUUAGAUUUUAAUCAAAUUCCACAAGGCUUCCAUACAGGCUAAGAAUGAUAAGAUGGAUAUAUGAUACUUUUGUUGUCUGUUAAAAAUUUACAUGCUUAGUCUACCUAUAUCUACAUUGCUUGAGCAGAAAAGGCAAGUUUUAAAACUUAAGUUUAUGAACACUGAAUCUCUCAUUCCUGAUGAAGUUUUUGACUUUGAGUGACCUUUGUUUAUUGACUAAGAGUUUUUUAUUGGGGUGGGUGGAAUAUCACUGAUUUGUGCCAUUCCCAAUGGAAGAAAUAUGGGGAGAGAGAAAAACAGAAAAAAAAAAACCCUGUUGUAUUUGUGACACUUUUUUCGUUCUUUAUUAAGAGAUAUGCUGCAUUUUAUAUACAAAUUGUGAACUUUUACUCUGAAAUAGCUGUGAGGAAACCUGUCUGGAGGAUUUCAGAUGGGUUAGCUGAUUUUUUGAAGUGAGGUCCUGCCUUGUACUUUACUUUCUAUUAGGUUUUGACUGCUUUACAAGGAAAUUACACAAGGCAGUAAAACCUUGGACUUACCCAUCAAAUCCUCUUGCCUUCCAGGCCUCGCACUUCUGUCAACAGAUCAAAUGAGUCCCUGAAGUUUUAUUGUCUUUAAGUCCUCUGCAACAGUUCUAUUUGCUGUACAGAUUUCUGAGAUGAAGUUGUGAAUCAGAAUGUGUUAUUAUAGUGAACUCAGGCCUUGUGCAAAAUAUUUAACACUUGUUUGUCUAAUCGUACAGUCUCUGUACUAGUGGUAGUUUUAUGUUUUGAUUGUAAAACAUUAAAAUUCUCAUGAGAUUUAUAAAGUGAUGUUACUGUAGUGUCAGCUGUGAUUCAUAAAUACAACUGUCAUAGCAUGGCAUUAGUGUAUAUCUGGUUUAUUGGACAGCUCCUCGAAACCAAAUUUAUUCUUGUAUCAACUUUUAGAUCAGCUACUUUAAAAUAUGUAAAAGGUAUAGUGAUAGUUUCGAGAAAUUCAUAUCACUUUGUACUCUGAGGUUGCCUAUGGAAAUAAAUGAACUUUUCAUAUUUUCA